AUGAUUUCGAACAUGUUCAAAGAAGGCAUGUGGUUCAAGGCCUUGACUCCGUACAUGCUCAUCAUCACAGACAAUGAUCCAAUUGCAGUUGGCAACAUGAUGACGCUGAACGGCCUUACUCGGGCUUUGGUAGGUGUUUCCUGCGGCCGCUUGAUGAUCAACAGCAUUGGAACUGAUGCUGUAUGGUUUGUCACCGGCAUUGUGGGUGCUCUUGGCCUUUUGGUCAAUGUGAUUUGCUUGUGCCAAGGGUCUGUUUUUGCCGCCUACGUUUUAAAUUUUACAUGGGCAGUGUACAAUGGCUUAUGGAACAGCUGCCUUGAAACUUCUUGGGCUCGGUCCAUCUUCAGAAGUAAAAGAGAAGAUAUCAAUGGCGCACGCCAAAUUACGAACAAGGUCACAACUUCCCUUGGACCACUUUUUUCCGCCGCGAUCUUCCUUUCCUAUGGCAAUCACUGGGAUGUUGGCCUUGUACAAAAUGUCAUGCUCUUCGGAACUGGUAUGACCUCAGUAGUUGUUGCUUUGUGCUUUUUCUUUCGCAGCACUCAAGAGAUAGAGCAGGACUUACCGUUGCAGGAUAUUCAAAGCAUGGAGUUCUUUUGCGCUUCAAAUUCAAGCGAGGCUGAGAUCUUAACGUUCGAACCGGACGCCAUGUGCCAAACAGACUUCAUGGCCGAUGAUGACGGCAAUGUUGUGUUGACUUGCCCGUUGGGAGGAAACUCAGAAUCCUGGGCUUCUCGAAUUCGAAUUCUGACGUCUGAUUACAAGGAGACGCAUUUCAUCCUUGCCAAACAGUUCCGGGCUUCUUUGAAAGGAGUUGAAGGUCAAAGUUGUUUGCUUUGGUUUCGAGAUGCUGCCCGGCCCUGCCUGCCAGUACAGAUUGAGGAACUGCAGAUUUACUUGAAGCAGGUUGGCGAGGACUUGGACGAAGUUCCCAGAGUCAAUGGAGCAAGGAGCACCAUAAGGUUUAGCAUUGAUCCUGACGCACUUCAUCCACCACAGCAUUUUUCUUUGCGGAGGUUCUGGAGGAGCAUCCUCCUUGGCAGCAACAGCCAGGUGUUGCCACAAGAAGGCUUGAGCAAGGCCCUUCUCCGCACUCAGGAGCGUGAAGGAUCUGAGGACCAGCUUCCUUCGUUGUUUGCGACGUGCUGA
Durusdinium trenchii is the source of this 1149-nucleotide messenger RNA. The record is from the annotation of a GenBank genome assembly. Lineage: Eukaryota; Dinophyceae; Suessiales; Symbiodiniaceae.